Molecule: messenger RNA, 909 nt
Organism: Enterobius vermicularis (human pinworm)
Lineage: Eukaryota; Metazoa; Nematoda; Chromadorea; Rhabditida; Oxyuridae
Source: the annotation of a GenBank genome assembly
AUGGUAGGGAAAGUUGGCGUUAUCUUUGCUGACGGAAGUUAUGAGGAUGAUGUUGCUACAAAAUUGUGGAUAACAAGGUGUAAAGGCAUUGACGGAAAUGGGUUGCCUGGUGUCCAUUGGGUGUGUGCGCCAUUUUUUUCAGAAAUUCUCAGUGAAGAUCUUGCGAGGCACAAUUCACGUUUAUGUAGAAGUUCCAUUACUGAGGGGAAUUUCGGGUGUCGUUGGCGAUCGUCGCUUUCAUUGUCAAGAAGAUUGGAGGACUGUGGUGAAGUCGACGGCAAUGUCCGCAGUGUUUUCCAAGGUGUUAUCGUUUCGCUUGAAGAAAAUAUAGCAUGUGUUUGGAACCCAAUUUUAGGCGAUGGGACUAUUGCUGACAAAGCUGGAGAGGUUUGUGUCGGGCAGUGGAUAGAGUUCACGGCUGCGCACAGAGAUUUGAAAGAGGGUUACGAUGUCACAAACUUUCGUCAUAUUGAGCCUCCAUACCCGACAUUCGCAGUUGGGAACACCGUUGAGAUCAGAGUUCACCUGAAAGCAGACGCAAACUACUGUAUGGAAGAGGAGCCUGUUGAAAUUGAGUUUUUUGGGGCUGUGGAGGACGACAGAAAACUGUUCAAAAGGCUCCCCAUGCGGAACUAUGACCGUAACUUUUCUGCAAUUAUACGUCGAAGAAGGCCCGACUCGCCUGGGAAGCCCGUCUGGACAUUGACUUACAUAUUCGAAGACCCCAAACCGGCAAGCAUGGCAGCUGCACCAGAAUUACACAACACUGAUUACACUACCUUCUUUCCCACAAAGAGCUCUCCGCGACCUAUUUCAUACGAAGGGGCUGGGCCGUGCGAUUCAAGAUUACGAUGCAGGAGCGUACAGGGAUUUGGCAAGCAUGUAUGGGGGUUACCCGUGAGUCCGUAA